AUUAUAUAUAUCUAUAUACCACUAUAACCCAUUUAAUUUCACUUUUUCUUGUAGUAGAACAACCAUUUAAGCUAGCUUCUUAUUGUUCUCUUUUCUUGCGUGAAGCUUGCGUAUCUUCCGAGUCGUACUAGGUUGCCGAGCUCGUAACCCUCUCCGCAAUGACCAACAAAGAAUACGGAGACAACAACAAGAUAUCAGUUUGUGAGACGUCAAUGUUGUUGGUGGCAAACAUCAUCAGAUUAUCGUCUCUAAGAUUUUCCGGCCAUAGUUUCAGAAAAGACCUUGAUCCUCCACAAGGGGAAGGAACCUAUGUGGGCAAAGGCAACGAAUCUUCGGUAUCAAAAUUUUACAAGAGUGACAGAACACAGGAGCCGGAGAGGAUCAAAAGGCCUCGUUCCUACCUCAUGAAACCACCAAAGGAGGAUCCAACAAACUAUGUGAGUCAGGCACUAGACGACGUUGACAUCAACGCUGAGAACUAUAUCAGCCAUAUUCGAGGAAAGAUUAGGGACAGUGGUAAUAUUGAAUAUUGAUACAAAGCAUAAUGCUUUUCACCAUAUCUUCCACCUCAAACUGUUAGCUUAGUGGUGGGGUUAGAUGGAUGCAUGAGGGCAUAGCUUUGAUUUAUCGUUGCCACCAUUGUACAGAAGAAAAUAAAAGCUUCUGCCUCUAGUAUAGUCAAGUAGGUUUUGCACUUUUUGUGAAUUAUUGUGUAAAGCUAUAAUAAUUAGCUAGGUUGCCAAUGUUUCAUUUUCUGUUCAAAUUAUCAAUAAAAAUUUAGUUUAAUUAA
Glycine soja is the source of this 790-nucleotide messenger RNA. RefSeq lists its product as uncharacterized. Lineage: Eukaryota; Viridiplantae; Streptophyta; Magnoliopsida; Fabales; Fabaceae. The transcript has a single exon. Bases 159 to 533 code for a protein of 124 amino acids. The record is from RefSeq and is a predicted model, not a curated record.